Histoplasma capsulatum G186AR is the source of this 1995-nucleotide messenger RNA. RefSeq lists its product as uncharacterized. Lineage: Eukaryota; Fungi; Ascomycota; Eurotiomycetes; Onygenales; Ajellomycetaceae. Gene Ontology annotation, molecular function: structural constituent of nuclear pore; phospholipid binding. The transcript is spliced from 3 exons. Gene Ontology annotation, biological process: RNA export from nucleus; protein import into nucleus. The record is from RefSeq and is a predicted model, not a curated record. Gene Ontology annotation, cellular component: nuclear pore; nuclear pore central transport channel. Bases 1 to 1995 code for a protein of 664 amino acids.
AUGUCUAACCUAUUUCAGUUCGGGACCUCGUCUACAUCGGGAGGUUCCAAUGCUCCUACAUUUGGUACAGCGGGCACCUCGCCAUUUUCCCAACCUGCGCCCGGCAAAACUACUGGUGGUCUCUUUGGCAAUAUCGGGGCAACACCCACAACAACAGCAGCAGCAGCAGAUCCGCCUUCUGCACCCUUGUUUGGAGGAGGCUCGACGACCCCAACAACAGGGCAGACGGCUUCUUUGUUUGGAGGUCAAAACUCAAAAUCUACGUUUGGCAACACGUUAACGAAACCUUCAAAUCCAGGACAGAGUGUUGGGCACACUCCGACGACGAACCUAUUCGGAAAUGCAAGUCAAACCCCUAAAUUAGGGGAGCCUACAUCAUCUGGCAAGCCGCAAUCGGUAUUAUUUGGGGAACAAGGAAAAACGACUCCAGCCACUAGCGGCUUGUUUGGAAGUACUACUCCAGCACCAUCGAGCGGACCAUCAUUGUUUGGGAACCUGUCCACCACACCUGCCGGACCACCCCCUCAGACCUCAGCUGGGCAAGGCCUUUUCACGAGCCAAGCAUCGACAAAGGCCAAUGAGCCAGCAUCUCUUUUUGGACAAAAGCCAACUUCCUCCCCUUCCUUCCCAGGCUUCAGUGCAACAACCAGUGCAGUGUCGCCACUAAACGCUCCCACAACUACGGCAGCAGCACCAAGUUUCUUCACAAACACUACUCAAAUGCCAACGCCAAACUCAGGCAACUUAUUCACUUCCUCGCCCGCCAAAGCUCAAGGCGCGGAGGCUGGAAAGUCAGAUGCAAAACCACCCCCACCCACAUUCGGUGCAGCCCCAACGUCAACCACUCCCGGUACUUCGGGAAGUCAAUCACAACAAAAGCCAUUGAGCUUCCCUACCUCCAAACCCUCUUCGAGUGCUUUUACACCAACCGCAAUGUCAGACACCGCUCAGAAACCCCUUUUUGGAAAUCUGGCGCCUACCUCUACUGCAUCGGCUACAAGCACAACGACAACGGCACCCGCUGGUGGGCUAUUUUCUAGUCUAAGUACUCCGAAGACAACUGCCCCCAAAGACUCGACUACCCCAGCCACUUCAUCAGGUCAGCCAGCCAGUGGAAUGUUCAACCUUGCUAAGACGACAACCACAACAGCUCCACCAACGUCAUCUUCAGAAAAGAUUUCUGCUUCUGGAGCAACAACUACAGCCGCCGCCACUGUCACUAGUGCUAGUGCCACAACUGCAACGCCCGCGACAGCCGGUGGCCUUGGUGCAUCGACAGUGGGACCGGCUCCCCCAGCACAAUCACGGCUCAAAAAUAAAACCAUGGAUGAGAUCCUUACUCGCUGGGCCACUGAUCUAGCAAAAUACCAAAAGGAGUUCCAAGAACAAGCUGAGCAAGUUGCCAAAUGGGAUCGGAUGCUUGUAGAAAAUGGAACGAAAGUGCAGAAACUGUACGGCAAUACCGUCGACGCAGAAAGGGCUACGCAGGAAGUUGAACGGCAAUUAGCAUCUGUAGAGGGACAACAAGAUGAAUUGAGCUCAUGGCUCGAUCGUUAUGAACAAGAGGUUGAAGCUUUGUUGUCGAAGCAGGUCGGUUUUACAGAUUCAUUGCAAGGACCUGAUCAAGAACGUGAACGAACAUACAAACUCGCGGAACGUCUCUCCGAACGCCUUAAUGAAAUGGCCCAGGAUUUGACAAGCAUGAUCGAAGAGGUCAAUUCUGCUUCCUCCACUUUGAGCAAAACCACCAAGGCUGACGAACCGAUAUCUCAAAUCGUCCGCAUCCUCAAUUCUCACCUUUCCCAACUUCAACUCAUCGACCAAGGCACGGCAAAUUUGCAUGCAAAGAUCGCAGCUUCGCACAAGCUAGGUAGCUCUCUUAGCGUCCAUCAAAAUAUGGGCUCAUAUAGCCAAUAUCGGAAUGGGACUGGAAAUGGGAUAAGUGGCGGAGAUGCCGCAGGUGACUUCUAUAGAGCUUACAUGGGACGUAGGUAA